This is a messenger RNA of Leptopilina boulardi, 3706 nucleotides long. It is a transcript of the gene Vha44, whose product is annotated as V-type proton ATPase subunit C. Gene Ontology annotation, molecular function: proton-transporting ATPase activity, rotational mechanism. The record is from RefSeq and is a predicted model, not a curated record. Lineage: Eukaryota; Metazoa; Arthropoda; Insecta; Hymenoptera; Figitidae. The coding region runs from base 210 to 1997 and encodes 595 amino acids. The transcript is spliced from 9 exons. Gene Ontology annotation, biological process: proton transmembrane transport. Gene Ontology annotation, cellular component: lysosomal membrane; vacuolar proton-transporting V-type ATPase, V1 domain.
CGUGAGUUCUAGUGAUGAAAGAAGAGAGAGAAAGAGAGAGAAAGAGAGAGCAGAAGACGAAAAGCAAUCAAAAAGUCUCGACAAUGAAGGUGUAGUCAACUAAUUUUUUGUGAAGUUUUAAGAACAUACGUUUCCUGAAGAUAGUGCAAAAUUUGAUUUAUUAAAUAGGCUUGACAGGUAGACGUAAUUAAAAAAAAAAUUCGUGAAAAAUGACGGAAUAUUGGUUAAUAUCGGCACCAGGUGACAAGACUUGUCAACAAACAUGGGAGACACUAAAUAAUUUGACAUCAAAACAAAAUUCAUUGUCUGAUAAUUAUAAAUUUCACAUUCCUGAUUUAAAAGUUGGAACAUUGGAUCAACUGGUAGGUUUAUCAGAUGAUCUUGGUAAGCUCGAUGCAUUUGUCGAGCAGGUAACACGUAAGGUGGCAACCUACUUGGGUGAGGUUUUAGAAGAUCAAAGGGACAAAUUGCACGAGAAUUUAAUGGCUAACAAUAGUCAGACGUCAAUGGACGGGGAGAACACGAGUCCCGAAUUGGGUCCCGAUACACCGCCAAAUACACCUGUCACACCAUCACAAAAGACCUUCAGGGACCAUCAUCAUCAUCACCACCAUAGGCAGUGGAGGGACACGGAUAAAUUAGAACCAGAACAAGGAGCCUGUCUAGGUCAGCAUCAAUAUCGUCAUCAUCAUCGCCACAAUCAUCAUCAUCAUCAUCAUCAUCAUCAUCAUCACAAUCAUCCUCAUAAUCAUUAUCCUAAUUCUGAAAAAAAGACAUCAACCAGUUCCCAAGGCGCCUGUGAUGUUCGAACAUCAAAUGAUUCGUCAUCGAUGUAUUCGUGCUAUCAUGCGCAUUGGUGCUCUGCUGCUGCUUCUUCAACUCCAUCAACUCCAUCCUUAAGUCCCACUAGGGCAAGUUCCUCUCUUUCCUUUUCAUCCAACUGUAGCAGUGAUGAAGAUGGAAAAUUGCAACAUCAACGAAAUUCUGCUGGACGACGUUCAUUCUUUGAUGACGACCAUGAUGAUCAUCAGGAGAAUCUUGAUGAUGCCGAUGACGAGGACAAUGAGGACCUAGACAGCAAUCAUGAUCAAGAUCAAGAACAUAGUGGCAAUUUGCCAAAUCCAGGUGAUCUUCCAACAUAUAUAACACGAUUUCAAUGGGACAUGGCAAAAUAUCCAAUUAAACAAUCAUUGAGAAAUAUUGCGGAUAUUAUCAGUAAACAAGUGGGACAGAUCGACGCUGAUCUUAAGACAAAGUCUACCACUUAUAAUAAUUUAAAGGGUAGUUUACAAAGUUUGGAAAAGAAACAAACAGGAAGUUUGCUGACGCGUAAUUUGGCAGAUUUGGUUAAAAAGGAACAUUUCAUUCUUGAAAGUGAAUAUCUAUCUACUCUUCUUGUCAUCGUCCCAAAAGCAAAUUUUCAAGAAUGGAAUACUGUUUAUGAAAAAUUGACGGAUAUGAUUGUUCCACGUAGUUCACAACUUAUUAAACAAGACCCUGAAUAUGGUUUAUUCACGGUGACUCUAUUUAAAAAAGUAAUAGAAGAAUUCAAAUUACAUGCACGUGAGAAAAAAUUUAUUGUUCGUGAUUUUAUAUAUAAUGAAGAAGAGCUUGCCGCUGGAAAAAAUGAAAUCACUAAAUUAGUAACAGACAAGAAAAAACAAUUUGGCCCACUUGUUCGUUGGUUAAAAGUAAAUUUCAGUGAAUGUUUUUGUGCCUGGAUUCAUGUGAAAGCACUUCGUGUUUUUGUUGAAUCUGUUUUAAGGUAUGGCUUGCCAGUCAAUUUUCAAGCAAUUCUACUUCAUCCACAUAAAAAGAAUACAAAACGUUUACGUGAUGUUUUAAAUCAACUUUAUGCUCAUCUCGAUUCAUCUGCAACAGCUUCCGGUGGAAAUCAAGAUAGUGUAGACAUUCCAGGCUUGGGUUUUGGUCAAAGUGAUUAUUAUCCCUACGUUUAUUAUAAAAUCAACGUAGAUAUGGUCGACAAUAAAGUUUAGUAAGUAAAUAUUGAAUCGUUGUUAAAUUCAACAAACGGAAUUUGGCGGCAUCGUUUAAUUUAGCUAAUUUUUAUUUCAAGUUUUAAACGAGAAAACUAAAUCGAUUAUUAUUAUUAUUAUACUCUAAAAAAAAAAAAAAAGAUAAAAUCAUUGCACUCAGAAAAAAAACACAAUUCUGUGUACAUUAUCUUCUCAAAAAAUAAUUUAUAGGAAAUAUGUUAAAAAUUGUAAAAAAAAAAGAAAGAAAAAUUUAUACGGUUCUCAGGUAUAUAAUUAAUUUAUUCUAUUUGCAAAUGCAAAAUAAAGAAAAAUCAAUUAAAAUGGGGAAUAAUAUUUUUAUAUAGUUGUAAACAGAGUUUAUAGUCGGGCACCGAUGCCUAAUGUCUUUAAAAGAAAAAUUUAAUGUCAAUGUAUCUAUUUGUACAAAAAAAUUAAUAUUUCAAAAUAUGUUUCCCAAUUCAAAAAUUUCUUAUUAAAUAAUUCUCCAAGCCAAAUAUAUUUUUUUCCCUUUUUAAAAUUUAAAAUUGUAAAUUAUAAAUGGAAAAAAAAAUUAUUGUAAUAGAAUUAUUAAUAGAAAUCUCAACUUUAAGAAUCGCGUAUAAUUAUUAUUUAUUUAUUUCUUUUUUUUUUUUGAAGAAAAUACUAUGUUUUCUUUGCAUUAAAUCCUAUCAAGUAUAAAUUCAUUUUAAUCCAUUUUAAUUCAUAUUAAUUUUGUAAUUUAAAUAAAUAAUUGAAAACAAAUUUUAUUUCUAAGCAAAAAUUUAUAAAAUUGCUUUAAAAAAAGAAAAAUUGGAUUUUAGUUCAGAAAGAGAUAUAUUUUUAUCAGUAUUUUCAAAUAAUUAUAUUAUUAUAUAUAAAAUAGAAACAUGUACACAGAAACUGUAAAAAGUCAUAUAAGUAUUGGAAAUUUUAAUUUAAGAAUUGAAUUAUUUCAUUGUAAAUAGAUCAAUGAAAUUAGAAAAUCGAAAAAAAAAUAUAUAUAUAUUUCAUUAUUUCGUUCAUAGUAAUAAUUUUCUUUUAAAGAUUAUAGUAUUUUUUAUUAGUUUAGAUGCCAUUCCAAGUUUUAUAAUCAUACUAUAUUUGCUUUUACACAAAGACCUAUUAGAAUAAUUUAAAAAAAAAAAAAAAACAAAUCUCAACGUUUUACCAAGUGCGCAGUUGCUGCAUUCGCACGAAUUCGAAAAAAUGAUCAAUAACAUAAUUUUUUUUUUUAUAGAAAUAUUUUUAUUAUUAUACUUGAAUUCGCACUCAAUGCAUAAAAAAAAAUUGAUCAUAUUGUAAUUAUUAUUAUUAUUAUUGUAAACAGAUAAUAUUGAAAAAAAAUCCGAAACACUGUGUCAAAAUAUUUCUGAGUAUUAAAUUUGUUAAAUUAACAAUUUUAAUUUGAUAAUUUUGUCAAUUUUUGGAAAAAUCAAAUUUACUACGCGUUUAAUAUAUUACAAUUUGUUUCAAUCAAUUGAUGACAAUACAGUGUGCGUUAUGUAUAUUAUUACCUUGUUAUGAUUAUAAUUGUGAAUGUUGUUUUUAUUUGUAAAAAAAAAAAAAUUAAUUGAAUGAAUGAAUAUUAAAAAGAAAAAACGUUAAAUAAAACUAUUGUAAGUUGUAGAUACCGUUAUAACGUGACUUUUUUUUUUUGUUUAUUACCAUAAAUACUUAUACAUGUACUGUAAUAGGUACUGUGUAAUUAUAAAUAAAUAUGUUGCGUUAAA